This is a messenger RNA of Brassica napus (rape), 2048 nucleotides long. RefSeq lists its product as uncharacterized. The coding region runs from base 592 to 1497 and encodes 301 amino acids. NCBI's taxonomy places the organism in Eukaryota, Viridiplantae, Streptophyta, Magnoliopsida, Brassicales, Brassicaceae. The record is from RefSeq and is a predicted model, not a curated record. The transcript is spliced from 2 exons.
AAGGAUUAAAAUAUCAUUCUAUCAUUUGAGAGUCGAUUCACGAAGAUUGGAUGUUAUUGGGUUCACACAAGGAGAAACUAAAGGAUUUCUACAGAUCAAGGCAAGCCAUGGGAAGAAUCGGAAGGAAUAUGGUUUUGGUUUUCUAAUGGAAAUUCGAGGAUACGAGAUCCGGUUGUGCGGUAACAAACGAAUCAAUUUCGAGGGGAUUAAUGAUUGGUUUCGAUGGAUUUCCUUGGGAUUCUUUGGUUCUCAGAUCAGAUCAGAAGAUGGGAAGAACAUGUGGGGCUCAAUCAGAGUCAACUUGCCACAAUAUACAACACAUGACUAUACAAGGAGGGCGGCAUUCUCGUACACAGGUAUGUUAAGGAAAGAGGGAGUGGCGGUAAGAGUUUUAACCUGGUGGGAUUUGGUUAGGAUUUCGUGGAUAUUGGUUAGAAUCUGUCCAGAACAAGCACAUGGCUGUUCAUAUUUAAUAGUGAUCGAUGAUUCUAAGGUUUGUAGGCUUCCUGGUAAAGGGAUGGAGUGGUUUCAUGGAAGGACUUUUAUACUCUUUGAGCUUUAUAAGGAUCUUCUUGCUGGAGAAUUAGACAAAUGCGUACCAGAUGCGUUCAGUGCUAUCGGAGCAAUGAGGUAUUAACUUAUUGGUACAAGCGGUCAUGCCAUGGGACUAGACAAAUGCAGAGGAUACGAUCAAGCUUUUUUGGUGCUUGUCUGAUCGCUAUGGAAACAUGGUUCAUCCUAACUGUAGUUGACCUGCAAGGAGUGCAUCCUAGGGAAGGAAGAAGCUUGAAUGAGGUCUCUUUAAACACAUUCAAAUUUCUCGUAGUGAGGUUUCUCUUACAGCAGCGACGAGAAUAUUAUGGAGCACUCGGGGAUGGUAAUAGAGUUGUGAAAACGAGGAAUCAUGGGAACAUUUAUUUGGUGGCAUUGGAUGAAGGCUUCUUCAAUAAGGAUGUACGGUGUUCCUGGUGGGGCUUUUUUAAAAAAUGGUGCAUAUUCGCAAUGUAUUGGUUUUUCUAUAAACAGAAAGCAGCCUUUCUUUUAGUUUAUGGUUUUUCAUUUCCAGGCAUUUUAAUAAGCUCUGUGAGCAGUUUAUGGUUCAAUGUUUUAUUCUUUACCUGGUGUUCUAGCUUGGCUCCUCUAUUGCAUGAGUCAAAGUUCCUCUUUAUGAUUAUUUUGUGGAAUAAAUUUGGUUUCCUAGGCUUGUGGUAUGGGUGGUUCAAUGUUCUUUUCUAUAUCUGGUGUUCAAGCUUGGCUCUUCAGUUGUAUGAGUCAUUAUUAAUCUUUAUGAUUAUCUUUUGGAACAAUAUUGGUUUACAUGGCUUCUGGUAUGGGGGUUUCAUUAUUUUUGAGAAGGAACAGACAGGAGAUACGUUUAAUGGGAGUGUAAAGCCUUUUGGAAAUAUAGAGGAACAAGUCUCAACUAUGGUUUCAUCAGACCACAAGAAAUUGGGAAGAUUGGCCUACAUUACGAGAUGGAACAUGAUCGGAACAUGAUCGGAAUGAUUUUUUUUAUAUAUGAAUAUUUUAAGUUGGAAUUGUAGGGGACUAUGGAGUCAUUGGACUAUAAGUUAUCUUCGGGAGAUAUGACAUCAACAUAAACCAGAUUUCCUAUUUUUAUCUGAAACGAAACAGGAUUUUGAGUUUGUACAAAGAUUCCAAUCUCAUUUUGGAUAUGAUAGUUUAGUUACUGUAGAUCCAAACGGGAGAAGUGGUGGUUUAGCUCUUUAUUACAAUAAGGAUUAUCAAGUUCAAAUCUUAUAUUCUAGCAACACAAUGAUAGAUAUCGAGGCGGUGGUCAAAAGAAAACAAGUUUUUCUUACUUUUGUUUAUGGGGACCCGGUACAAAAGUUAAGAGAACAUGUCUGGGAGAGACUAACUCGGUAUGGAUUAACACGAUCUGAACCAUGGUUUAUUAUUGGAGAUCUAAACGAGAUUACUAAAAAUCCUGAAAAGGAUGGGGGAUCCCUAAGAAGUGCCACUUCCUUCAUACCCUUUAACAAUAUGAUAAGGAAUAGUGGUCUACUAGAAUGACAUCUGAUCGUCAU